CACGCAAGCAAUGUGCGCAGCGCGACGCGACCUCCCAUGUGUCGCUUUGAGCUGUUGAGUUUGCUCAUCGUCUUUGUCCAGCGUCUCACUGUGAGGAGCCGCAAAAAGCAGGCUCCGACAACGGCUGCCCCGCCUUUGUCGCCGCUGCCAUGCUCCACGAAAUUCUCCUCUCGCUCUCCGGACACCCCUCAGCACUCUUCGAUGCCCAGCAAGGUUCCACGCACGUGACCUCGACUGCGAGCCGCUUGUUGUCACCUCCAGAAGCUGAAUUGUUGGCCUCAAUUGGUCAUCUGUCCCGAUUACACCGGAAGACACGCGACCAUGUUGCAAGAGUUGCAAGUUCUCACCCGUCCACUGUUUGUCGAGCAGUAGCUACUGCCAUAACCUCGUACCAUCUGGACAAAUUUCAACAAAAGAUCCUGGAAGUCGAGAGCCAAAUCUUGAAGCAAGAUGCAUCGACUGUUGGAGCGUACAACAUUGUGCCGCUAGCCGGCAUCGUUGGCGAGUUCUCUGGAUGGGUUAGAUUGAUGGAGUGGCUUUGGGACAUCAGUAAUUUCAUGCUACCAUCAGAACUACCACCAAAGAGUGAAAAGAUCAGCCAGAAAGCAGCUUCGGGCUCCGAGCUCAUUGACAAGCUGCGAACAGAAGCUCAAACAGGGUACCCGGACAUCGAAGAAGCUGCUCAGUACUUGGGGAAAGUUGCAGAGACAGCAUGGUUACGGCAACUGUCGACAUGGCUUCUAUAUGGCCGCUUACCAUCCUUCGGCGCAUCCGACUUCUUCAUCGCACAAGAAGAUGAAGACUCCAACGAGCUCUCUUUCGUGGCUCGGAACAGGCUAUUGCCGAAAUUCGUGUCUCGCCAGACCGCGCUGUCCAUCAUGUUUGUGGGGAAGUCACUCAAUCAGAUACGAUCACUGCCAUCCACGUCGAAGACGAAGACUGCAACAACACAGAUAUCGGAGCUCGAGCUCCUGCCAGUCCAUGUGCAACAUCUCUCCCAAGUGACUGCGCCCAUCUCUUCCGCAAAGCUAUCUGAGGUUAUCGCAAACAUUCGGACAUCACUCUCACGCAACUUGCUUCAGCAUCUGUUGCCUCGAGAGAAGAUAGUUGAGACUCUCAACGUACUAUACCAGUUCUUUCUGCUUGGCCGAGGCGAGUUCGCGAUGGUGCUGAUAGCGGAGGCUGAUGAUAAGCUUUCUUCCCGACAUCGUGGUCCACAGUCGACGAAGUCUGGUCAAUCUAUCAAAGGUCUUCUCUUGAAGGAAGCUGAGAUCAACCAAACUCUGGCGCGUUCACUCUCGGUCUUGUCAACUCUUGGUGGUGAAGAUGAUCACAUCGAUGACAUCCUCGAUGCUGCAUCAGACAUCUUGCAUCUUGACGUGCACAGUGCAUCAGGCCAUCGCCCUGGCACCCCUGGUCGUGCGAAGGAUGCUGAGUCUGCACUACCGCAGAUUCCUAACAUGUCGUUCGAUGAUCUAUUGCUAUCGGUGCCCGUCUCCCUUAGCAUGGACAUCUUGUCACCUCUCGAUUUGUUCAUUACCAAAGCCGAUAUAGAUGUCUACUCAUCGAUAAACAAUUACUUACUCGCAGUCAGACGAGCUCAUCUCCACCUCGCGCAACUAUGGCGGCACAGCACGAUUCGACGAGAUCACCCGUGUCCGCCAGGUUAUCAGUACAGCAAUUCAUCACGCGGAAAGGCAAUCCUGAAGCGACGGCGUCAGCGAACGAACCAGCGAGCUCGAAAUAUGCGGAACAUCUGGGCGACUUGCCGAGCCGCUAUCUUCUUCCUGGCUGAGAGCGAGGCCUACUUCCAAGGAGAAGUCGUACAAGAGUCUUUCAAGGCAUUUCUAGAUUGGGUACAGGGGCCUAAGAAACAUCAACAUACUGAGACUCGGCCGACAACGCCAGAUAGGCCACCAACAAGAGGAACGGACGAGGUUGCGUUAGAGGGUGAAACGCAGCAGCAACACGAUCCGGAGGCGCUUGCACUCGCACAUCGACACUUCCUUGCUUCUGUCGCAUACUCACUUCUCAUAAUGGAUGGCGCCUUCACCAAAACGCUACGCACUUUCUGCACCCACGUGGAUGAUAUCGUCGCUCACAUCACGCGCCUUCAAUCUAUCCAGCAAAACCUUGACCUCGAGGAAGACGAGGGCGUAGAAGACUUCUCGCAGAACUACAAAAAAGAGGAGGCAAACGUCAGCCUGGAGAUGGACCGUGCAAGAAGGAGACUUGAUAGCGACCUCAAAGGGCUGGUGGAGCGGCUGAGGGAGAUUGAUAGCGAGAGAAUCGGUGCCAGCGGACCGCGACCCACGAACGUUCUAGAGGACGACGAAGGCAGAUAUGAACCACUCCGAGUCGGUGGCAUCGACCGACUGCUCAUGAAGCUGGAUUGGGGUGUAGAGGAUGCUGAGGAGGAGCAUGAAGACCUAUUAUAG
This is a messenger RNA of Macroventuria anomochaeta, 2438 nucleotides long. RefSeq names its product Spc98 family protein. Gene Ontology annotation, molecular function: microtubule minus-end binding; gamma-tubulin binding. The transcript has a single exon. Gene Ontology annotation, biological process: spindle assembly; microtubule nucleation; mitotic cell cycle. The record is from RefSeq and is a predicted model, not a curated record. The coding region runs from base 150 to 2438 and encodes 762 amino acids. Lineage: Eukaryota; Fungi; Ascomycota; Dothideomycetes; Pleosporales; Didymellaceae. Gene Ontology annotation, cellular component: equatorial microtubule organizing center; spindle pole; centrosome.